Molecule: messenger RNA, 699 nt
Organism: Pieris macdunnoughi
Lineage: Eukaryota; Metazoa; Arthropoda; Insecta; Lepidoptera; Pieridae
Source: the annotation of a GenBank genome assembly
AUGAGAAUCAUAUUAUUUACUAUUAUUUUUUGUUUAUUCGAUGUGAUUUACUCAAACUACUAUGAAGAGGCGAAAAAACAGCAGGUCACUGAGGAAUUUGAACCAGUUACAGUGUCAGUCAAGAACUCUCUAUCCAAGAACAUAAACUGCGAUGAUUUUUCGUUAUAUGCACUUAAUUGUACGACGGAGGCUGCGCUUGUGUAUGAUUCGAGUCGGAUGACGCCACCAGUACCAUCGAAGCUAACCGAUUGGUGUAGAGCAAUUAAGCACCUUAUUAACUGCGCGUUAGAUUGGAAAGUCGAAUGCAAUGUAGUGAGUGAAAGUCAUUUCAAUGAAGACAGCAUACGGGGUCACAUACACGUUGCCAACAACAUCUGUGAUGAUGAGCUGUUUCAAAUACGAUACAUGGAGUUAUCAGCCUGUAUAGAAAGUUCCCAGGACUCUUGGGAGGUGUGUUAUAAAAGCUUUAAACACACUGUGGAGGAACAACAAAAUACAACCCACGAAUGGACACAUUAUGAAGUGCAUUUUUACUUAUGCUGUGCAAGGGCUAGAUUUCGUAGGUGUACGCUCGAGUCGUUAUUUGAAAAAGCAACAGCUUGCUCACAUUUGGAAGCCAUCACGUUGCAAAAGUUCUCCGUGAUUGUUUCGGAAGGUGGAGUGUAUCAGGUCAGCCAAAUAUUCCUUGGAAUAUCUUAA